AAGAUAGAUGAAGAGAACGAAGCCAACCUCCUAGCCGUCCUCACGGAAACGUUGGAGAGCAUCCCAGUGGAUGAAGAUGGAUUGCCUUCCUUCGAUGCCCUGACAGACGGAGAUGUGACCAGCGAGAAUGAGGCUAGUCCUUCAUCAGUGCAGGGCAGCACCCCUCCCCCCCAGGAGGCCGAAGAGACGUCUCUCCUUAAGAAACUCCUGUUGGCUCCAGCAAAUACCCAGCUAAAUUACGAUGAAUGCAGCGGCCUCGGCACACGCAACCAUGCAAACGCCAAUCACAGGAUCCGAACAAACUCCGCGGUGGCCAAGACUGAGAAUUCAUGGAGCAAUAAAGCCAAGAGCAUCUGCCAGCCUCAAAAGCCACAGAGGCGUCCCUGCUCGGAGCUUCUCAAAUAUCUGACCACCAGCGAUGACCACGGUCAGGCCAAGCAGACAGAAAACCGGCAUAGCAACAGGGACAGAUACACUUCUAAAAAGAAGGCGCUGUUGCAUUCUCAGAUGCAUCAUUUACAAGAGAACGAAUGUUAUGGGGCACCUGCUAAGCAGAGAUACUCUGCAGAAGAUUGA
This is a messenger RNA of Thamnophis sirtalis, 576 nucleotides long. Lineage: Eukaryota; Metazoa; Chordata; Lepidosauria; Squamata; Natricidae. The record is from RefSeq and is a predicted model, not a curated record.